This is a messenger RNA of Guillardia theta CCMP2712, 1251 nucleotides long. RefSeq lists its product as hypothetical. Lineage: Eukaryota; Cryptophyceae; Pyrenomonadales; Geminigeraceae. The transcript has 13 exons. The record is from RefSeq and is a predicted model, not a curated record. The coding region runs from base 1 to 1251 and encodes 416 amino acids.
AUGCUGAACUUGCGGAGCCACGGCUCAGCGAGGGUCGGAGCAGGAGUGGAGGCUCGAGACAGCAGAGGCACCCCCAGCCAUCAGCUGAAACGAUCUCUUGACACCAACUCGUCGACUCCUCUUGAGCUCGCGGCGACUCCCCAGCUGAAAAAGAAGAGAGGAAGGAUUCCAUCAAAGCUCGUGCCUCUGAAGGGUCUGCGAGGAACAAGUGAGAGCUCAAGUCCAGCUAGAGAAGAGCAGUCAGCGAACUACUCGCUGGAGGAGCUGUCAGAGUUGUUGAGGAGAGACGAGUUCAAAUCGGAGCACAAGGGAGACUUGGAUCAGGAGGAAGAGAGAUCUGAAUCGCCCGUCGCUGAGGAGAUAGAGAGCACGGAAUGGGAGAAGCAGCAGAUGAGAACUGUUCAGCAAUGUUUCGUCCAAGAGGAGAAUCGUCGGGGAUCUUUCCCCAUGCUCCUCCCCGAGAACGUUUGGCUAUACGAGGUGCGUGCUCUCGCGGGGUUCCAGCUCUCAGUUAUGGCCUCAAAGAGAGGGCAAGGCAUCCCUCCUUCAGACCCUGACCCCGACUACCCCCGCAACAACAACUACACGGUGUUGCAUCACUCCUUCUUCCAUACUGUGAUCGAGAUCUGGGAGGACAACGUCGGGUGGAUCAGGUUCACCCAGCGUGUCGGAGCGCCAGUCAUGUACUGCUUCAGCUCUUCCAAGGUCGUACAGGGAUUCUAUCCUCACAACGAGACGAGGGCGCCCAAGGUCCCUCCCUCCGGUCCUGGCGGUGAGACUGACACCGUUAGAGCAGGUGCUCGAGAGGCUGUUGAAGCACAAGGGCACGAACAUGCAGAAGACGCUCCAGGACCUCCUCCUCCCUGCAGCAAGUCUCGAGCCCUUGAGAUCCCUGCCGCCAUGACCCCUGGCACAGACCGGAGCAUCGAGCUUGGCCGUUGGGUGGUGUAUGAGAAGAUGUUUGGCGAGCAGAAGUGCGUCGUCUUCAAGAACAAAUCUGUCCUCUUUCUCCUUGGAAACGGCUUCAUCUUCCUCGGCUGGGGGCCCCGUGCCUUGUCCAUCUCUCAUGGCGACGAGAUUCGCUUCCUCCACUCUCGUGCCGUCCGCACAGCAGCGCAGGAGUUUUCAGAGGACGACUUUGAGAAAGCCUCCUAUGGUGGUCCACGUAAGGUAGAGGACAGUCAAGGUAAGGCGCUAGCGGCCGUCAAGCCCAGCGAAAAGACUGCAAAGGAGCAGAUGAAGGGAGUUUAA